AUGCGGCUCUCUCCUUGUGCCGUGGUGCUUUUGGGGCUCCUGGGGGUCCUGCGCCGCGUUGGUGCCUCAGGUCUUCUUGAGCUCUCCUUGGGAAAAUUCAGAAAUGUGCUACUUAACCAGACCAAUCCAGUGGAAGCCGUAAUCAGGAACAUUGCAAGCAAUGUGACAGUCGUUAUUUUUCAAGUACAUGCCCAGCAAAGUGAUGUGGUGAUAUCCUUCGAUAAGAAUCCAUCUGUGAACAGCUCGGGAACCGGAGUAGACAAAGGACUGGUUUCCAUCCUUCGGCCCCAGCAGACUGUAUGCACGUGGUACCUCCGGUCGCUGGAUGCUAGCCAGGUGCUCAGCACAGCUCUCUCCAUUCCCUAUAUGGAGAAAGAUCCUAUUCCUGGAGGCUGCAAUCUAGAAUUUGACUUGGAAGUGGAUCCAAAUAUUUACCUAGACUAUACAUUGGUUGAUAUACACAUCAAGUUUGCCCCUGCCAAUUUGGGAUAUAUGAGAGGAGCAAACCCACCAUCCUGCGAUUCGGGGACCGGUCAGAAUUCCAGGUGGCGGCUGCACUAUGAUGUCUACCAGUACUUCUUACCAGAGAACGAUCUUUCCGAGAUGAUGCUCAUGAGCCACAUACGGAAGAUGUCUGAGGUGCAAAGUAUCAGAGCUAAUGGCAUUAAAAUGCUUUCGCUGACAGCUGAUGACAAGACCAAUGUCUACUUCUCCUCGCUUCCUGGGCAAGGUGUGAUCUACAACGUCAUAGUGUGGGAUCCUCUUUGGAAUACUUCUGCUGCGUACAUACCUGUGCAUACAUAUGCCUGCAGCUUGACUGACCUGGUGGAUAACUGCUCUUCUCUCAGCAAACUCUCUACCAAAGUCGUCUUCACUGCUUUUGGUGUUCUUGGUCUCUUUGCUUGCUUUUUUGGACACAGAUUCUGGAAAACAGACUUGUUCUUCAUGGGCUUCAUAGUCUCAGGAUUCUUCUUCUUUGUAUUCGUUACAAGGGUAACUGGCCUCGGUUAUGAUGUGCGUCUUAUUUUGACAGCAGUAGCUGGAAUUACUGGAGGGCUUUUCCUGGUUGCAAGCUGGUGGAGAUUUGGCUCUGUCCUACUCUGCAUGUUCAUUAUUGGACUUGUGCUGGGUUUUCUCUUUUCAUCAACCGUCUUCUUUACUCCACUAGGAGACUACAAGGUCUUCCGUGACGAUGUUGUGUUCUGGGUGACCUUUUCUUCGGCAGCCUUGAUGAUUCCAGUGCUUUUUGUUGGCUGUCCGAGAAUUCUGAACAUACUGGCCUCUGGAAUAGUAGGCUCUUACGCGGUGAUCCUAGCUAUUGCUUGUUAUGUUUACACAAGUCUUGCUUACAUCACCUUAGACCUGCUCAGAAGGGUCCUCAAUGAUUACUUCAGCAGAGCUUACACCAACGUGCCUUUUCAAACAAAUGACUUCAUUGUCCUGUCAGUGUGGGCAAUGCUGGCCAUCAGCGGAAUAACUGUGCAGCUUCGCAGAGAGAGGAGCGAAGUGCCCUUCCCACCACACCCCUAUCUCACCUGGAAGCGGGAAAGGGAGCGCAGAAGCACCAACGUCUUGGACCCUAGCCACCAUAUCCCUCCCCUGAGAGAGAGGAUCCAUAACAAGCUGCUGCACAUCAAAGAGUUUUUUCAGAAGGAGCAGCCGGCUGGGGAGAGAACUCCGUUGCUUCUGUAA
Messenger RNA from Eurypyga helias (sunbittern), 1692 nucleotides. RefSeq names its product transmembrane 7 superfamily member 3 (gene TM7SF3). The transcript has 12 exons. NCBI's taxonomy places the organism in Eukaryota, Metazoa, Chordata, Aves, Eurypygiformes, Eurypygidae. The coding region runs from base 1 to 1692 and encodes 563 amino acids. The record is from RefSeq and is a predicted model, not a curated record.